Acanthaster planci (crown-of-thorns starfish) is the source of this 1210-nucleotide messenger RNA. Its product is annotated as gastrin/cholecystokinin type B receptor-like. Lineage: Eukaryota; Metazoa; Echinodermata; Asteroidea; Valvatida; Acanthasteridae. Gene Ontology annotation, biological process: neuropeptide signaling pathway. The record is from RefSeq and is a predicted model, not a curated record. Gene Ontology annotation, molecular function: G protein-coupled peptide receptor activity. Gene Ontology annotation, cellular component: plasma membrane.
AUGGAGAGUUUUCUGUGGCCUCUGUUAAUCUUCCAUGCCAUCGUAGGCAUUGUUGGUUUACCAGGCAAUGCUCUCAUCAUAUUGGUGUAUGGCAAGAAACGACAAUUAAUGAGCCCACACGUCUUCAUCCUCGCCUUGGCUGUAGCGGACCUGAUCAUCUGCCUCUUCACUCCCAUAACCAUCUACCACUGGUACAUCAAACUCAACUACACCAGUGACUUUUUGUGCCGUCUCGUUGUCAGUGUGACUUUUAUCACCGUCUACAACUCUUGUUUCUUGACAUCUGCAAUAGCUGUAGACCGAUACCAGGCCAUAUGCCGACCGCACCGGCGCUGGAUGACGGUCCAGCGUGCCAAAUAUGCAGCUUUGCUCUGUCUGGUCUUGGCAAUGUUCUGCGCUGUGCCGGUAUUUGCGUCAUACCAUGUCCAACGUGAAGGUGAGUCUCAGACUGGCAUUUGCACCAUCAGCACCAAAGUUCCGAGUUGGGUGAAGUACCUGAAGUUCUCAGUCACCUACGUCGCCCCCGUUUCCUCAAUUGUCACAAAUACCAUCUUGUAUGCCAAGAUCUACUUUGCUAUUCGAAAGCAAGCCGCAGUUCGGCCAGGCGCAGUGCCCUCAAACAAGGUGGUGACAGAAACGACCCCUCCGCAACCCAAUCAAGAAUUACAAGGAACAGUGUCCUACAUUGGCAUUCAAUCUGAACGUUACAUAGACGGUCCUUGCACCACAAAGCACUCAAACGUAAUUCCUAACUUUAAGGGUGCCUUGACACAUCAACACCAAAACAACCAAACUGAUGGACCACCGCCCAAGACCAACCGCCAUACUAAUGAUGUCACUGAAGUUGCACUUAAUGACCCCAAUAAAAAUCAUCAAUAUGCGUCCGCCAAGUUUAACGGUAAGACAACCAAGAUGCUAGUUAUCACUACUGUGGUCUACUUUUCCACCUGGUUGCUGGGCAUCAGCCUCAUGUCUAUACCUAGACACACCCAGAAUUACAUACUUGAGCACGACGAGGUUGGCGCUGCUUUCUUCCAUACGUUUAGUUUCGUAUUCUAUGUAAACAACGCUGUCAAUCCGUUCAUCUACGGAUUUGUCAACAGUCGAUUUCGACAGGAGUGUAAGGAGACAAUGAAAACUGUUCGGUGCCACAGUACCUGAAGUCCGUACUUGCAUUCGAUUUCAAAUGUAUAUUGAAUUCAAAUACUGA